Molecule: messenger RNA, 1086 nt
Organism: Olea europaea var. sylvestris
Lineage: Eukaryota; Viridiplantae; Streptophyta; Magnoliopsida; Lamiales; Oleaceae
Exons: 3
Coding region: 1-1086 (361 amino acids)
Molecular function (GO): zinc ion binding
Source: RefSeq, a predicted model, not a curated record
AUGGGUUCGACAAAGGAGAGUUAUGCCAAAUUGGCCAGAAGUUUUCGAAAUGCGAUGCGACCUCUAAUUCUAGUUGAUGGUACGGCCCUAAAAGUUAGAUAUGAAGGGAAGUUGAUUAUUGCUACGUGUCAAGAUGUCAACAUCCAAAUUUACCCUCUUGCAUUUGGCAUUGUCGAUGGAGAGACUGAUCUAGCAAUGCGUUGGUUCUUCACGAAACUGAGAGAAGUAAUUGGGGAUAUCGAGAACCUUGCAUUUGUGACUGACCGGAGACAGCCAAAAAUAAAUGGUAUAGCUGAAGUUUUUCCUGAAGCACAUCAUGGUUAUUGCAUGUACCACAUUCAGGGCAACCUGAAGACUAGGUACCGGGGCAGUGGCAUCGUUGCAUUGUUUAGGAGAGUUGCAGAAGCUUACAGCUUUGAAGAGUUUACGAAGGUCAUGGGCGAAAUAGAACAUAAAUCAGAAAGUGCAUGGAAAUAUCUAUCAAAUAUGGGGGUCAAACAUUGGGCACGUAAGUUGCAACAGUGGUUUUAUGACCGACGUGAGGAAUCCCAGAAUUGCACAAGUGUGUUAGCUCCGGCACAGGAAGAUCGACUAUUCAAAACUCUGGAAGUGGUAAAAGCUUUAUUUGUGGAACCACUAGAUCAAUUUCGCUUCUCAGUAAGAUGUGGACGUAAUGUUGGAUACAUUGUAGACUUGAAUGACAAUACCUGCACGUGUAGACAAUUUCAGUUGGAGAGUUUUCCAUGUGCGCAUGCUGUCGCAGUGGCUAUGUAUAUAGGAUUUCCACCACACAGCUUAUGCAGUCAUUAUUACACGGCUGAUUUUUGGAAAGCAGCAUAUGCCGAAACUAUAUUUCCUCUACCAAAUGAAGUCGAGUGGGAAGUUCCUGAUUAUAUUGUAGCAUUUAAUAAUUUGUUGCUAGCUGAAGUUCGAACGCGUACUCCUGGUCGUAGACGGACGUCUAGAAUACCAUCUACAGGAGAGUUUCCACAACCGCGUAAGUACGAAAGGUGCGGCGCUGUAAGGCAUACACGUCGAUUUUAUACAAGUCAGAUCCCACUAAACAAUGACUCGACAGAUGUAUAG